GACUAGACUUUCUUGGAUAACCAAAAGAUCUCAAAACUUUUAUGAAAAACUCUCCCAUCCCACUUCGUUAUUUCAUCGCAAUCUAAAACAAUUCUUUUUGCCGAAUCUGUUUCUCUGUUCAAGUGAAACAAACAUGAAAGACGAAGACUCGGCCGCAACGUCAGUACGAACAAAAGCAACAAGAAAAGGCGCUCUGUUGGGCAAUAGUAGCUGCAAAUUCUGGAUCUUACUCGCAAUUAUGCUCCUCGCCUCCUGGUCCAUGUUCACUGGCUCCGUCACUCUCAAAUGGUCUGCCGGUAACCUUUCUCGCUUAUCCGGUGAUACCGAUUUUCCAGUCCACGGCGAUCUUGAUGUCCUCGAAGUGGAGGAGAGGGAAAAAGUGGUGAGGCACAUGUGGGAGGUGUAUACACAGGAAGGCAGUGGAAGAAGCAUUGGGCUGACUCGGUUUUGGAGAGACGCUUUUGAAGCUGGUUAUGAGGAUUUGACCAGUGAUGUUCCCGGCGUUCGAGACGCUGCCGUUUCAGAGAUCGCCAAGAUGUCCUUGCUCUCCAUUAAUUCUAUUGAACCGCUUGAUGUACUACAAGGCACUGAUACUGAUAAUGUUCCUGGUGUCUGAUAGUAAUUUCUGCAUGAUACAAUUAUUUAGGCUUUGUAUCAUCGCAUCAAUUUUUUUUUUGAAUAUGUAGAGGUAGUCCAAUUUGUACUAUCAAACAAAUGUUAUAUCAUCUCUCCGAACAUAGGGUUAUUUUCAA
Tripterygium wilfordii is the source of this 752-nucleotide messenger RNA. RefSeq lists its product as uncharacterized. Bases 134 to 616 code for a protein of 160 amino acids. Lineage: Eukaryota; Viridiplantae; Streptophyta; Magnoliopsida; Celastrales; Celastraceae. The transcript has 3 exons. The record is from RefSeq and is a predicted model, not a curated record.